Messenger RNA from Sapajus apella (tufted capuchin), 1489 nucleotides. It is a transcript of the gene TEX9, whose product is annotated as testis expressed 9. Bases 1 to 1296 code for a protein of 431 amino acids. The transcript is spliced from 13 exons. The record is from RefSeq and is a predicted model, not a curated record. Lineage: Eukaryota; Metazoa; Chordata; Mammalia; Primates; Cebidae.
AUGUCGAAUUCGCACUUAGCUCCUGGAGCAGUGCUGAGUGGUGCGACCAAGGGUCGGACCCACUGUGAGAACCUCCCGCCACUUUCCGCACAGAACCUGGAAAUGGGAAGGCCUCGGCGGGCCGGGAGUUUGCCCGGGAGAAGCAGCGUUCCAGGAACUCCGCUCCGGCCACCUGUUCAGCAACCCGCUACACCUGGACCGGACCUCCUCGCUUUGGAGGAAGAGUAUAAGCGUUUAAAUGCAGAAUUGCAGGCAAAAACAGCUGACGUGGUUCGACAAGCUAAGGAAAUAAUAAGAGAUCGGCAAGAAGUACGAUCUAGGCCUCUUUCAACACAAGUGAAAUCAUGUGAUGACAAAGAUGAUUAUAGUUUAAGAGGUCCAUUACCAUCCGAAGGGAUAGUUCAUCUUCAUUCAGAAACGAAGCCAAAGACCAAAAACAUUGAUCCUGUAAGCAAGGUUCAAAACAAAUUACACUCUGCAAAUAAAGGAAGGAAAACAAAUUCAAGUGUUAAAUUGAAAUAUUCUGAUGUACAGACUGCCAACGAUGUUGUCAUUCCAGAGGAUUUUUCAGACUUUUCCCUUGCAGAAACAUUUAGCAAAAUUGAAGGGCAACUGGAGGAAGAAGGCUUACCUGAAUAUAUAGAUGACAUUUUUUCUGGUGCUAGUAACAACAUUGGAGCAGAAGCACAGCUCAGAUUUCUAAAGGCCAAAGUCCAUGUUAUGCAGGAAGAAUUGGAUAAUGUUGCAUGUGAAUGCAAUAAAAAGGAGGAUGAAAUUCAGAAUUUAAAGUUACAAGUAAAAAAUUUUGAAGAAGAUUUUAUGAAACAGCAGCGAACAAUUCAUAUGCAACAGUCUCAAGUUGAAAAAUAUAAGACUCUUUUCGAAGAAGCAAACAAAAAGUGUGAUGGAUUACAGCAACAGUUGUCUUCAGUAGAAAGGGAAUUAGAAGAUAAAGGAAGAUUGCAAAAACAGGCUGCAAGUAGUCAAAGUGCCACAGAGGUUCGCUUGAAUAGAGCUCUAGAAGAAGCAGAAAAGUAUAAACUGGAGUUAAAUAAAUUAAGGCAAAAUAACAAGGACAUAACAAAUGAAGACCACAAAAAAAUUGAAGUGUUAAAAUCAGAAAACAAGAAGCUAGAAAAACAAAAAGGAGAAUUAAUAAUAGGGUUCAAGAAACAGUUAAAAUUAAUUGAUGUCUUAAAAAGGCAGAAGAUGCAUUUUGAAGCUGCCAAGAUGCUGUCUUUCACUGAGGAGGAAUUUAUGAAAGCACUUGAAUGGAAUGGGGAAAUAAAUAAGUGAUCUACUUCACGAUGCAAUCUCCCUAUGUUGCCCAUGGUGGUCUUCAACUCCUGGGCUCAAGCGAUCCUCCUGCCUCAGCCUCCCAAAGUGCUGGGAUUAUAGGCAUGAAUCACUGUGCCCAGCCAGUUAUUAUUUUAUUUGCAGUCACGACGUGUGUCGGGUAUACAUUAAAAUUCACUAUCUUCUAGAAUUU